Nilaparvata lugens (brown planthopper) is the source of this 1429-nucleotide messenger RNA. RefSeq names its product dynactin subunit 2 (gene DCTN2-p50). Lineage: Eukaryota; Metazoa; Arthropoda; Insecta; Hemiptera; Delphacidae. Gene Ontology annotation, cellular component: cytoplasm; centrosome; dynactin complex. Gene Ontology annotation, biological process: mitotic spindle organization. The transcript has 9 exons. The record is from RefSeq and is a predicted model, not a curated record. Bases 118 to 1317 code for a protein of 399 amino acids.
GAUUCGGAUCGAUUCUGUGAGCUGUCAUUUUUUGAGCAUUUAUCAGUAAUUUUUGCUAAUAAUUUUAAUUAUUAUUGCAUUUAAAAGUUAAAAAAUAACACAAUCAAAUAACUUAAAAUGGCUGAUCCCAAAUACGCCACACUACCUGGCAUUGCCUACGACCAACCCGAUGUUUAUGAAACAAACGAUCUGCCUGAGGCCGACAGAAACACUGACAUUUAUGAAGAGGAAUCGCAAUCUAUAGAACGUCUACACAUCUCUCCUACUGAUGCUUUCUCGAAGUUCAAGGAUAAACAUGUUAGCGCAAUGAAAGUAGAUUUCUCCGAUCGUCUCAGCAAAAAUAAAAAGACUGGCUAUGAUGCAAGAUCCGGAGAUUGGGAACUGGCAGGUUAUGGUAAUAAUGAAACCGUUCUGCAGAAGUAUCAGCGACUCCAGUGUGAGAUGAAGGACCUUAUGGAUGAGAUAAAUAGCUUGAAGGAAAAGGCGAAAGAAGAUGCAAAAAACGAGAGCACACCUUACAGCAAUUACUCCAAUCAUUGGAGAACAUGCGGGAUCAGUUAUCAUCAGCAUGAAUUUACAGCAAAUGUUAGGCAAAGAGAUUAUCAGAAAGUAAUCUCGCAUCUCUCGCAACUGCGCGCCACUAGCGAGUCACAACCGGAGAAGUCGGAUGCAUCUAAGGAUGCAGUUUUGGGAAGUGCAUCGGUGCAUUACAAACUGCAUGUGCAACCGGGCCAGGCUGCAUUGGCAUCCACUGUUAGGUUGGCCAACCUGGAGCAGCGGCUCAACAAGAUUGAGUCGGUGGUUGGAACGGGGAAUAGCGGCAAGCUGUCUCGCUUGGGCUGCGACGGAAAGUCCCUCUUAGAAAUUUCUCAGUCACUGGCAGCCCGUGCUUCGCUCCUGGACGCACAAUUGCUAGACGCGGCUGAAGCCAGGUGUCAGUCGCUCAAUGUGCAGAUGGAUCAGAUCAAGGAGAAGUCAGCGGCUGUCACCGGGGGUCAGCCAGUCGAUGAGGAGAAGGAGAAGAAGAUCGCCACCCUGUAUGAUCUUGCCAAGGAGACUUCUCAAAUUUCCAAAAUUCUGCCUCAGACUUUGGAUCGUAUGGCUGCCCUUCAAUCACUCCACCAGCAGAGUGCAGAUUACACGCAAUCCUUGACUGAACUGGAGGCGAUCCAAGCGCGACUGGCGGCAACAGCUGAAAGCAACACGGAUCUCUUAAAGAAAGUUGAGUCGACACUAGUUGAUGAUCUGGCCAACAUACAGGCCAACAUAAAAAGCCUCGAGACCAGGAUGAAUAGUCUUUGUGUGUCGAAAAAAUGAAGAGAAAAUGUGCGACCGCGUAAAAGUAACCUUAGAUUAAGUUUGUGUCAAACUGUCACCCUGUUACUUUAAUUGAUUAUUAUUUAUUUCGAAAUAUACAUUUUCAACCCUG